AUGUGUAACGCGGCGCAACGAAUGUGCCGCCUAAUGGAUAAGGUUGUCCCAGCAGCACUACGUGAGCAGGUGUUUGUUUACCUCGACGACUUAUUGGUCUGCUCCCUGACCUUUGAAGAACACCUAGUAAUGUUAGGCCGCGUAAGUGAUUCCUUACAACGGGCUAAACUUACCAUCAAUGUGGACAAGAGGUGUUACCGGAGAUUCAUUCAGAAUUACGCUCAGACUGCCUCCCCGCUUCAUGACAGCCUUAAGAAAGAUCGCGUGAAGAAAUUCGAGCUAUCCGAAGCGGCCAUCCAGGCCUUUGAGUCGCUGAAAACCGACAUGGCAGCAGCACCUGUACUUGUCACUCCAGAUUUUAAGAAACCAUUCAUUAUUCAAUGUGACGCCUCUACCACUGGCGUAGGAGGAGUACUGUUACAAAAUGAUGACGAAGGCGGCGAACACCGCAUCGCAUACAUGUCCGCAAAACUAAACAAUGCACAGAGGAAUUACAGCAUAACUGAGCUGGAAUGCUACGCUGCGAUCCUCAGCAUCACAAAAUUUCGAGCUUAUGUGGAGGGAAUGCCUUUUAAAGCCUUCGACUUCACUAUCGAACAUCGUCGGGGGUCCCUGAACGUGGUUCCAGAUGCACUAUCGAAGGUUUAUAUGGAUGCAACACAAAAAGUUCAGGUCACCGCGCCAGACCUACAAAUCGACCUAAAAUCCCCUUUCUUCCAAGCCCCAGAAUAUCUGGCACUAAGAGCCAACGCCGAUAAAUGCCCAGACAAUCAGACCUUCGAAAGUUUCAUGAGCCUUCCGAGUGCUAUAAAUUCAAAUAUCGGCACAGUGCGGAAAAUUGCCGAUGGUGCAGACGAAGUUAUUCGUGGUCUACGAGCUCUUAAUUGCGAAGAGAGGGAUCCCUGGCUAAUCUUCAUUUUACUUUCAAAAUUGGAUAGCGAUACCCGACAAGCCUGGGCUCAGUGCGCAGAAUCCGAGGAAAAAGGUGUGACCAUCCACCGAUUCCUGAAAUUUCUCACAUCACGCUGCGAUACGUUGGAGGCUUUUAACUUAACUCAAUCAACCCAAGCUCGACGCGCAGCUACCACGCACCACGCAGACACGCAUCCAAGACGGGAAGAGCCGAAGUGCACAUCGUGCCAGCAGAAUCACCAACUGUUUAAGUGUCCUCAAUUCAUCGCACUCGACAUUGCAUCUCGCCGAGACUUCCUCAAAUCAAGAAUGCUCUGUUUCAAUUGCCUCAGCCCGGCUCAUAUGGUGGGCAACUGUACAUCGAGGCAUACUUGUCGGAUCUGCCGCCGCAAGCAUCAUACUUUGGUUCAUGGCUCGUCGCAGCCAAUUCAAAAUGGCAACAACAUUGACACGGCAAGUGUUGGCAGCUGCGAUCGACCAGCAGUCUCACAUGCGGGAUCUACAAUUGGCCACAAUCAACCGCUAGCUCGAGAAGGUCAUCGCUUGGGAAGCGAGACUCCCGCGGAAAACAACUUUACGCAUCAUACUCUGGAGAAUAUUCCGGCGGCUGGUUCUCAGACUCUGUUGCCAACCAUCCUUGCUGACGUCAUCGACGCCUGGGGAAAUACUACAACCUGCAGGCUGCUCCUGGACACUGGAUCUACAAUAACCUUGGCAUCGGAAUCAUUUGUUCAGCGAAUAGGCGUGCGUCGAACGCACGCACGGAUUUCUAUUCUCGGUCUCGCCGCCAACAGCGCGGGCGUUACCCGAGGACGCGCACAUAUCAAGCUGCGCUCUCGUCAUUCGGGCCAAGCUGUCGAAUUGGUCUCGAUCAUUCUCAACUCGCUGACGUCAUCACUUCCUGCCCAAGUUAUUGACACCUCAUCCUCUACGUGGAGGCAAAUCUGCGAGCUUCCUUUGGCAGCCCCAACGUUCUGCACACCUGGAGCAAUCGAUGUCAUUGUUGGAUCGGAUCAACUUUGGUCUCUAUACACAGGAGAUCGGAAACACUUUGGUAACGGCUUUCCUAUCGAUCUCAAUACUGUAUUUGGUUGGAUUCUUGCAGGCUCUUACUCUGCAUUCAAUGAUUACCCUACUUCUGCGGUUACUCAUCACGCGGACCUAGACACGAUGGUUCGUUCAUUCAUGGAGAUGGACAGCAUUCAGCCUAACCAGGCUCUCCUGGACGCCAGCGAUCCCACAGAGCGUCAUUUCGCUGCCACACACAAGCGCUCGACGGACGGGGUGUACGGUGUCGAGUAUCCCUUCAAGGAGAAGGCACCGCCUAUUGAUUCGACCUUGCCACAGGCCAUCAAUCGCUUCUUCUUGCUGGAACGCAAAUUUCGUCGGUAUCCAGAAUUGAAGCAGCAGUACGAAGCCUUCCUGGACGACUACUUGCAACGUGGACAUAUGGAACAACUGACCUCGGCUCAGGUUGAGGAUUCCCCAGACACCUGCUUCUAUUUGCCGCACCACGCUGUCAUCAAGCUGGACAGUCUGACUACCAAAUGUCGUGUAGUUUUUGAUGGAUCAAGAAAGGACAGCUCUGGAGUAUCGCUCAAUGACAGACAACAUAUUGGUCCACCGAUUCAACGCGAUCUUCUUGGCGUUUGUCUACGCUUCCGGCAGCACCAAUAUGUUUUAUGCGCAGAUGUCGAAAAGAUGUUUCGAGGCAUUAAAAUCUUUAAGCCACACACCAAUUAUCAGCGCAUUGUUUGGUGCAAGACUGAGAAUGAACCUCUGCUUCAUUUUCGCCUGCUGACGGUUACCUACGGAUUGGCACCGUCACCAUUUCUGGCUGUUCGAGUUCUAAAGCAACUUGCCGACGAUCAUGGCCAUGAAUACCCUGCAGGAGCUCACGCUCUUCUGCACGAUGCCUAUGUGGACGAUAUCCCUACAGGCGCCAACACAUUCGAGGAGCUUAUGAUUCUCAAGGACGAACUUAUAGCCCUCUUGGAUAAGGGAAAAUUCAAGCUACGCAAAUGGAGUUCUAAUAGUUGGCGUCUUCUGAAAUCAUUACCAGAGGAAGAUAGAUGUUUUGAACCUAUCCAGCUCUUCAACAAAUCAGCUGCGGAUUCACCUGUCAAAGUUCUUGGUAUCCAAUGGAACCCUGGGAAGGACGUUCUGUAUCUCAACCUAAAGGGAUGCGAUGCGACCAUUUCUCCGACGAAAAGAGAACUCUUGUCUCAGCUAUCAAGAAUUUAUGAUCCGCUUGGACUGGUAGCGCCGGUCACAGUUCUACUCAAGUUAAUCUUCCAAGAAAGCUGGACAAGUGUCCUGCAGUGGGACGACCCCAUUCCUGAAGGUCUACGUACGCGCUGGAGAGCCUUAGUAGAGGAUUUGCCAGCACUUACGCAAUGCCAAGUACCACGGUAUAUUGCGUCACCAUUUCGAGAUGUUCAACUACACGGAUUCGCCGACGCAUCCUCGCACGCCUACGGUGCGCACGAGCUGCUGGACAGAUUCAGAAAUUGUGCUACACUGGCUUUCAGCUCCCCCUCGACGGUGGAACACCUACGUCUGCAACCGAACUUCUGA
Molecule: messenger RNA, 3489 nt
Organism: Drosophila yakuba
Lineage: Eukaryota; Metazoa; Arthropoda; Insecta; Diptera; Drosophilidae
Exons: 5
Coding region: 1-3489 (1162 amino acids)
Biological process (GO): proteolysis
Molecular function (GO): aspartic-type endopeptidase activity
Source: RefSeq, a predicted model, not a curated record